Fusarium coffeatum is the source of this 1866-nucleotide messenger RNA. RefSeq lists its product as uncharacterized. The coding region runs from base 1 to 1866 and encodes 621 amino acids. Gene Ontology annotation, biological process: clathrin-dependent endocytosis; clathrin coat assembly; vesicle budding from membrane. Gene Ontology annotation, cellular component: clathrin-coated vesicle; clathrin-coated pit. NCBI's taxonomy places the organism in Eukaryota, Fungi, Ascomycota, Sordariomycetes, Hypocreales, Nectriaceae. Gene Ontology annotation, molecular function: 1-phosphatidylinositol binding; phosphatidylinositol-4,5-bisphosphate binding; SNARE binding. The transcript is spliced from 5 exons. The record is from RefSeq and is a predicted model, not a curated record.
AUGUCGAGCUCGUUCGAAAAGUCCGUCAAGGGCGCAACCAAGAUCAAGAAUGCUCCCCCAAAGACGAAAUACAUCGAGCAUAUUCUUGUCGCUACCCACUCCGGCGAAGCUGGUGUCGCCGAGGUCUUUCGCGCACUCACAUACCGUCUCCGCGAUUCGACAUGGACUAUCGUUUUCAAGAGUCUAAUCACGGUGCACCUUAUGAUAAGAGAGGGUUCUCCCGAUGUGACAUUGGCCUUUCUCUCGACACACCGCAAUGUACUGGCCAUUAGCAGCUUUACAGAUGCACAAAUUCAAGGACGAAAUAUUCGACAUUAUGCUCAGUACCUAGCUGAACGAGCCCGCGCAUACGAAAAGACAAAGACCGACUGGGUACGCGCUUCAGAGUCCAGACUUGAGAAGCUUUCAGUCGAGAAGGGCUUAUUACGAGAGACGGAAAUUGUGCAACACCAGCUCGAAGCCUUGUUAAAAUGCGACGUAAUGGAGAGUGAGCCCGAAAACGAAAUCACUAUAACUGUUUUCCGACUGCUUGUCUUGGAUCUUUUGGCGCUAUUUCAGGUUCUUAACCAAGGGCUGAUUAGUAUUCUUGGCAACUUCUUCGAGAUGUCAAAGGUGGAUGCCGAGCGUGCUAUGGCCAUCUAUCGGAAGUUCACGAAGCAGACCGAUUACGUUGUUCAAUAUCUUAGCGUAGCGCGACAGCACGAGCACCACACGAGAGUCGAGGUUCCUAAGCUGAAGCAUGCUCCUGUUAACCUCGGACGUCAGCUGGAGGAGUACUUACAUGAUCCCGAUUUCGAGGUUCACCGACGACAAUAUCUGGCCGAGCAGGACGUCAAGAAGAUCGGUGGUGGUUCGAGCUCGAAGCAAGGAGGUCUUAGCAAGAAGAAGAGCAGCGAUUUCCCAGCACCGGCAUCGAACAACCCCUUUCCUCAAAUGGGAGCCACCUCAACUGGCAACAACGCACCCGAAUCCAAGCCCCAAGCCAACAAGGGUCCUGAUCCGGAUCUGAUCGACUUCUUUGACUCUAUCGAGCAAAACCAGACCCCCAUGAACAUGAACCCUCAACCUCAACCACAGCCUUUCCAACAACAGCCAACUGGCAUGCAAUUUCAGCAAAAUGGCUUUGCCGCACAACCUACUGGUUUUGCGUCUAACAGUCCGUACCAGCAGCCGCAACAAACGGGCGGAUUUAUGCAACAGCAACCUCAAAUUCAACUUCAACCGGAUUUUACAGGAGCCGGAUUUGGUGGUUUUACACCCCAGCCGCCAGGUUACCAACAAAACUCACUUUCUCCAAUUCCCCAAGAUUCAAUGGCCAAUUUCACCAAUGCCGUUCCUCAGCAACAACCUGCUCAGACUGGAUCGCCUCAGGGUCUCCAACCUAUGCAGACAGGAAGCACCAACCCCUUCCGUCAAUCCAUGCUUAUGGCCCAGCAAACAGGCCUGCCAUCAUCUAACACAGGAAACGUUAACCGUCAAUCUACAAACCCGUUCGCCCGAUCAUCACCACAGCAAAACACUUCUCCUUUCGCUCAAAACUCCAACUCGCCUUUCCAAACACCCCCACCCCAGCAGCCACAGCAACAAGCAGCCCCUAUGCAGGCGACACCGACUGGUACGAACCCCUUUGCUCGCAAUGCCGCGAUACAACCGGCAGCCCAGGAAUCACGACCACAGACAGCCGGUGCUUCACUGGCUCCUCAAGCCACUGGCACUACCAACCCCUUCCGACAGAGCGCCUUUGUCAACCACAACACCGGCCAGGGUUGGCAAGCGAACCAGCAACCCGUCGGAGGUGGCUUCGAUCAAAUCCCAACUGUACCCGUAUUCCCUCGACCGGCUCAGCAGGCACCUUGGCAACAAUAA